Molecule: messenger RNA, 705 nt
Organism: Branchiostoma floridae (Florida lancelet)
Lineage: Eukaryota; Metazoa; Chordata; Leptocardii; Amphioxiformes; Branchiostomatidae
Product: polyribonucleotide nucleotidyltransferase-like
Exons: 6
Coding region: 87-392 (101 amino acids)
Source: RefSeq, a predicted model, not a curated record
CUUCGCCCUGAGAUCUUAAGGUUGAAACUUUGACUUCAUUGACAUCGUCAGUUUCUUCACCCGGCAGUCAAAACAGGCGGAGAAGCAUGAAUCUUAAAGCGCUGUUCGCCUGGAUAUGGGGAGUGGUGGCCAUGUUGUUCGUGUCCGCUCAAGCCGUCCCGGCAGCGCCUGCUAAAGUGGCCCCUGCAGGUUAUUUCAAAGAUUUCUUCGAGACCGAAGGAAAUCUAGCAGUAGAGCGCGUCAGACGUGAUGAAAGAGGAUCUGAAAAAGAGUGUCGGGGAGGCGGGAACUCAGACCGCGGGGGACGCGGAUCCGUAAAUCGAUGCCGUAGAGGCCCAAGUGCGCGCGGAGGAGGCGGUGGGGGUGGGGGCCGUGUGAGACGUGACCGUUGAGGUAUGUAAAUAGCCCCACCCACAGCUGUCAUUGCUGAGCAUCCCAGCUUUGCCUAGCAGACAUGUAGUAAACAUAGUAUUUACCUACUGCUGCUGUAACACAACCCUGCUUCGUCUCAUGUAGGACUGAUACAACAUUCAACAAUAGUGACUUAUUCUGCAUUAUUUUUGUCCCAUAUCUUCAAACUCCGGUAAUACAUCGUUACACCUUGCCAACUUUAUUUUCUGUGUUAAAAUACUUUUUGGAUUAAUAACAGUGCUCAUUGACAGUCGUUGCAUCUGAUUUCUGUUUUAAUUUGGACAUCACUACCCA